This is a messenger RNA of Cornus florida, 2468 nucleotides long. RefSeq names its product probable protein phosphatase 2C 55. Lineage: Eukaryota; Viridiplantae; Streptophyta; Magnoliopsida; Cornales; Cornaceae. The transcript is spliced from 9 exons. The coding region runs from base 305 to 1099 and encodes 264 amino acids. The record is from RefSeq and is a predicted model, not a curated record.
AGCUGUCGGUUGGGAAAAUAUUACACACUGGCUCUACAUCUGGCCGCCUCUAGGGUUAGGGAAAUAUUACACACUGUCUAUACAUCUGGCCGCGUCGAGGGCUUGGAAAAUAUCACACGCACAGAUUUACUUUCUUCGUCUUGGCCGCCACUCACCAUUGUCUAACCGGAGUCUUCUCACCAUUUUACCUUUCGAUUGUGUCUUGCGCCGGAGUCUUCUCGUAAUCGUCGGAACGCAAGCGCCGGCGUCUUCUUUCGUCGUCGUCCGAACGCAACCUCUUCGUCGGACUCAACAGUAAAGUGUUAUGGCUUACAAAGGAAAAAUGAAGAUGGAUGCUGGAUCAUUUUGCAUACCCAAGAACCUGACUCCUCCAGGGGAGGAUGCUCAUUUUAUUUGUUCUGAGAAGAACACAAUUGGAGUUGCAGAUGGCGUUGGAGGUUGGAGGAAGAAGGGUGUGGACGCGGGCCAUUAUGCGCGACGAUUAAUGGCUAAUACUGUGAGAGAAAUUGAUGAUCAAACUGAAGGACCUAUUGAUCCAAUGAGUGUCUUGUAUGAAGCUUUCUUCCAAACUAAGCUCAAAGGAUCAUCCACUGCAUGCAUUAUAACCCUCACAGGCAAUAACUUGCAUGCUGCUAACAUUGGAGAUAGUGGAUUUUUGCUGCUAAGAGGUGGUGAAGUUGUAUACAAAUCACCAGUGCAGCAGCGUAGAUUUAACUGCCCAUAUCAGCUUGGAAGGAGAAAUGAUUCCCCCAGCUCAGCGCAGGAGCUCACUGUUUCAGUUAAACUCGACGAUGUCGUUGUUGCUGGAAGUGAUGGGCUGUUUGACAAUAUGCAUACAAAUGAAAUUGAAGAAUUGGUGAAACAAUGUAUGGAAGAAGAGAGCACCCCACAACAAUUAGCUUGGUCUCUAGCAUGGUUUGCUCAUAGUUGUUCUCUCGACAAAUUAAAUUCUAGUCCAUUCGAAAUAGCUGCUGAAGAGGCAGGAAUGGAAUACAUAGGAGGCAAUGUGUUGCCAUCAUCUGCUUGUUCUUCCUCAUCGUCUCCAUCAAGAAACAGCUGGGUUCCAACUUUUGCAGCAAUACCUGAUGUUACAUGCUGAUCUAUCAGGUGCCACAUCCUGAUAUUCUUCUGCUUGUCCAACUGGGACUUGCAUGCUACUUUUGUGGAUCAGAAUCUCUAGUCUUCUCUUCCCCGCCUGCAGUUGUUUGCUCCAGUCUUUCAUACUCAGAAGCUGAAGAAGCAACAUUGUUACUUGCCACUGGUUCUCCAUUAUCAUCUAUGAUUGGGCUUUCAUUUAUAUAAGAUGGUGGACAACUUAAACAAUCAAGCUCCACCGUUUUACCACUCAAUUCAGAGCCAGUUUUGAGAAUCCCCAAGUUGAAACUCGAAACUGUAUCUUUGAUUCUUCAUGGACUUCUUUUUCAUCCACAAGAACUUUCAAACCGGUGAAGCUCAAAGUGUCAUCUGAUUGAGAAACUUCAACUGCGGACGUGCAAAUAAUCACUCACAUCAGAAUGUUCAUCUGCGACGAUGGAAUUAUCAUCCCCAUUAUCAAGAUUGGAUACAAUAAUUUCCUCCGUCUUCGUGCCUGGAUCAGUGGCUCCAGAAACAGAUGUAUAACAUUCAUCACUAAUAGCCUUUGUCACCUUAACAUGCUGUUCUUCUGAUGGUGGAACCACUGUUUCAAAAGCUUUUACAAGCAAUGCCACUUUUCUGAGUUGGAGCCAGUUCACUAACUACCUGCCGAGUUGCAUAAUCAAGCACUCGGAAGUGGGUCUCAAUCUUCCGGUUCAUCACCCUUUUCCGGAUGGGGAGGAAGUAGUUUUGGGUCUCGAUAUUCUGGUGUGUGAUCCUUCUUCAACGAAAGCAAAAGCCUCAAUGCACUUAUAAAGAUGCCUUUGUUCAAGAAGUUGGAGCUAGCAGGGGUGCUUCCAUUGACUGGGAUGCGCUGACUGAUGAUAUUCGUAGUUUCUUUAACUGCCGAAGGAAUUCUGGUACUUGCAAGUAUUAUUACAAUUUGCUCCAAGAUCUUGUCCACAAGAUCUCGUCCGAUCAUUCCUCAAUUAAAUGAGCAUUCGCGCAGAGAAUAAGCUUCUGAAGCUAAAAGAAUGAAUGAGUUGAGAUACCGACUGUACCCGAUUAAAUCAUGAAGAGAGUGCUGGCUCUCUUCUUCUAGGCUGCUGUUGCGGAUAUGGUUUUACUUUUAUUUUGUUUCAUUUUGAUGUGAUUGGUUGCUAGCUCAUGUUGGUUGCUAUGGGUGUUCUUUUGUUUCAUUUUGAUGUAUUUUUCUCUUACGAGUCCCGGACCCUAUUUAGGACACUUGUAGCCGGGUGUAUAAUUGCAUUUAAGGGUUUGGAGUGUACAAGAGAAACACGAGGGACUUUGGGAGAGUGAGAAAAAGAGUUUAGGGUUUGAAGGUUGAAACUUGUAAUUUCUUGAUUUUUGCAUAAUAAAAUUUUUUUGUCAUA